Argentina anserina (silverweed cinquefoil) is the source of this 345-nucleotide messenger RNA. Its product is annotated as late embryogenesis abundant protein 6-like. NCBI's taxonomy places the organism in Eukaryota, Viridiplantae, Streptophyta, Magnoliopsida, Rosales, Rosaceae. The transcript is spliced from 2 exons. Gene Ontology annotation, biological process: embryo development ending in seed dormancy. The coding region runs from base 1 to 345 and encodes 114 amino acids. The record is from RefSeq and is a predicted model, not a curated record.
AUGCAGGCUGUUAAGGACAAGCUUAGUGAAAUGAGCGCCAUGAAGCAGGUCAAGGAAGAGGCUAGGGCCGAAGAGAAGGCCGAGAAAGAAAUAGCGAAAGCCCGAGCAGACAUUGCUCAUGAGGUAAGAUUGGCCAAGGAGGCAGAAGCAACAAUGGUGCAUCAUGUCGCCAAGGCCGGAGAAAUUGCUCGAGCCGGAGAACAAAUGGCAAAUGAGCAGUUGGCAAAGCACGGCGGAUCUAAUGCCACGACAGGUGGACGAGGAGGGGAUGUUCCUAAUACCGCAGCAUCUAACCCUCUUCCUACUACUAACAUGUCACCCCCAACUUACAACAAAAUGUCUUAA